CAUGGGAGAUACUUCCCCGCCGCAGAGCUCCUCCACAAUGCUCCCGUCACCUCCGUCCGAGAUGGAGGCCAAGUACUACUAUUAUGGCCUGCACUCUAAACCAGUCUUGGUCGCUCGAAGCAGCACUACUCCGUGGGAGGCGCCCACGGGCCCGGAGGCGGACUGGCCAUGCAAGGAGCUCCGCGUCUUCGGCAACCACCCGCUCAAGGAGGUCUGGGAAGGUGGCCUGGGUCUCAAAUUCUGCGGCCUCCUGGGUUCGAUGAAGGUGCAAUGGACCAGCAUCGAUCUUCUCCGCAUAGGGGAGGCCGAGGAGUAUCUCACGCCCCCGGCUCGCGUCGUCUGGAUUGGCGUGAGACCCGCAUCUCUCUCUGGCCAUGACGGCGUCGACGUGGUCACCAAGUGUCACAACCUUCUGGUUGAACACGAUAUCGUCGACGUCGACGUCGAAAUCCGGGAAUCGUUGGUGUGGCCGGACUAUGGGGAAUUAAGGGAGCCUGAGGGACCUAGGCGCGCGCCGCGGGAGCCACACAAGAUAAAACAAAAAAGGAACCAGGGAUGGCGGAGGCAGCGGGAGGCUUGAGAUAAUCGACACAAUACUUAGGAGAUGAGCAAUAAAA
Phanerochaete carnosa HHB-10118-sp is the source of this 617-nucleotide messenger RNA. RefSeq lists its product as uncharacterized. The annotation marks the transcript as partial. The record is from RefSeq and is a predicted model, not a curated record. NCBI's taxonomy places the organism in Eukaryota, Fungi, Basidiomycota, Agaricomycetes, Polyporales, Phanerochaetaceae. The transcript has a single exon.